GCAGUUUGUUCUGACGAGUGGUGCAGUUCACAGGCAAAACAGGCUUAAGGAUAACAAAUACAAAUACAAGUACAAAUACAAAUAGAGAAGAGAUUACUUUGCCAUGCUGGUACACCGCUACGCCACCGUAUUGGCAGUUCUACUGCUGCUCUGGAGCGGAUGUUUCGCCCAGCUGCAGGUGCAGGCACAAAGUGGUUACAACUAUGUGCGUCCCGAGCUGGCCACCACUGGAGGCGGAGGCGCGGUUGCAGCACGUCUGCAACCUGGGUCCUAUCCCACAGGCACAGCUCUGCCCCUGACGCCUGCGCCUGCAACAGCCUACGGCGCUGGCCUGUUUCCAUCGCCAGCUGUGGGCUAUACGCCAAGUGGACAGGCAACGACUGCAUUUGGCGCUCCAGCCUCUGCAUUGAGCAGUACCUCCAAUCUACCCAGACGACCAACAGGCACCGGCUUGCAGGGCGCAUCUAGUGCGGCUCGUGGCGGCCCCUACGGUCCGCAGCAGCAACAGUAUGGCAAUACAGCGGGAGCACGUGCUUCCCCUACUUCUGAUGAUUAUAAUGAUGGCGCCGAUGGUGACUAUUCGGCCAUACCCGGCGUUGCUGGCGUGGAUUAUCCCAUUUAUGCUCAAGUGCCGCGCACAAAUUUCGAUUGCACUCAGCAGCCACUUCCUGGCUACUAUGCGGAUAUUGAAGCCCAAUGCCAGGUCUUUCACAUAUGCGCAUUGAAUCGCACCUAUUCGUUCCUGUGUCCCAAUGGCACCGUCUUCAGCCAGGAGACGCUCGUCUGUGUGUGGUGGAAUCAGUAUGACUGCGUUUCGGCACCCAGUCUAUAUGCGAAUAAUGCCUACAUCUAUGACUAUACCAUUGGUAGCUCCGCCUCCGUCGCCACUUCCAAUGUGAAUACCUAUCGUGGUGGUGCACAGCCUGUGAGUACAGCAUAUGGUGCAGUUGCACAGUCCGCAGCCGUCGGCGGCCCUCUGCGUGCCACUGGCGCACCUCAGCUGACAGGCUAUAAUGCUCAACGUGGCUCGUAUGCCACGCCCUCACCGACGCCGACACAAACGCAAUCUCUUUAUGGCCAAAGCACCAUCAUAAGACCCGGUGGCGUCGCUGGUACUGUGGCUGCUCCGGGUGCGAACAGGAUUGCGCCAGCUGCGGCUGCUGCUGGUUUGGCAGCCACCGCAUCGGGCAUCUUGCCCGGUAAUGCUAUCGGUAGCUUCGCUCAGCCUGUCGUUGGAGUUGGCAAUCGAGAGUAUCUGCCGCCGAACAGCGUUGGGCAACGCCAACAACGCACUCAAGUAUAGAAUCUAAUGAAUCCAAGCAUCUGUACCCGGUUAAAUGGCAAUAGACUCAAAUGUCCUUAGGCUUAGCAUAAAUAAUAUUUACAUCCACACACACAAACAUACACACACUUAGGAGCUCCUUACACCAUCAUUUGUAGUUAAACUUAAAUUCAUAUGUAUUCAAUUCUUAUUCUAUAUAUAAAUUGCAUUUGUUUAAAAA
Molecule: messenger RNA, 1502 nt
Organism: Drosophila grimshawi
Lineage: Eukaryota; Metazoa; Arthropoda; Insecta; Diptera; Drosophilidae
Exons: 3
Coding region: 104-1303 (399 amino acids)
Cellular component (GO): extracellular region
Molecular function (GO): chitin binding
Source: RefSeq, a predicted model, not a curated record